This is a messenger RNA of Triticum dicoccoides, 2696 nucleotides long. Its product is annotated as long-chain-alcohol oxidase FAO2-like. The record is from RefSeq and is a predicted model, not a curated record. The transcript has 3 exons. Lineage: Eukaryota; Viridiplantae; Streptophyta; Magnoliopsida; Poales; Poaceae. Gene Ontology annotation, molecular function: flavin adenine dinucleotide binding; long-chain-alcohol oxidase activity. The coding region runs from base 242 to 2512 and encodes 756 amino acids.
CAGAUGGGCAUCGUCGACAUAUCCAUCCGCCCUAUUUACUGCUCCUCGCUCCAACUCUCUCGCCGCCGUCGUCCUCUCUCGCUGAGUUCGAGACGGGCGCACCAGCUGGUCUCGAGCCACCCCGGAGCUCUAUAUAAACACGCGCCCGCGGCACACCAACCCACACGUCGCCAGGGAGAAAUUAACCGAGAAGAGAGAGGCAAAGCACACACACGCAGUAGCGUUCCUGUGAGGCGCGCUAAUGGCGGCGCAGGAGGAGGAGAAGGCUGCGGGCAGGCGCGCGGGGCCGCACCCGCUGCUGCGCGGGCGGAGGCGGGACGGCAAGUACACGCACGGGCUGCACCCGGCGCAGAUGGAGGCGCUCCGCGCCAUGUGCGGCGCCUUCAUCCCCUCGCUGCCGGCCGAGGAGGCGGGCGCCGGCGGCCGCGCCGACCCGCCCGGCGCCAAGGACCUCGAGCGCUUCUACCUCGCCUCCGCCGCCGACUCCAACAUCCCCGACGAGGUUGCGGAGCUGAUGGUGACGCGGUGCAUACGGGAGGCGGCGCUGCUGGCGUGGGUGGUGCUGUGGGUGCUGAGCACGAGGGUGGGCACGCUGCUGCUGUGCGGCCGGCUGAGCCUCUGCGGCGCCGCCGGCGAGCUGCGCCGGUUCGCGGACAUGCCGGCGGAGCGGCAGGAGGCGGCGCUGCAGCGAUGGAACAGGACGCGCUGGCUCUUCCCGCUCAGGAUCGUCUUCGCCCUCGUCAAGAUCCUCUCCCACUAUGUCUUCUACACCAUGGUCGACGAGAACUCAGAGAAUCCACACUGGAAAGCGAUUGGAUACAGCGUGGAAGAGUGGCAGAGAGACCGAGAUGAAGCGCCCGCCACAUCGCGGCCGCUGGACAAUGGCGUCGUCGAAACCAGAGCGCUGAACGACACCACCCUGCUCAGGUCACUCGCGGACAGGUGGCUCCCCGUGAAGCCGGGCGCGCAGCACACGGUGCAGUGCGAUGCCGUCAUCGUCGGGUCCGGCUGCGGCGGGGGCGUUGCAGCCGCGAUGCUCGCAUCCGCGGGGUACAAGGUGGUCGUCGUUGAGAAGGGCGACUACUUCGCCGCCGACGACUACAGCUCCGUCGAGGGUCCGUCCAUGGAGCGCCUCUUCGAGAAGGGCGGCAUCUUCUGCACGUCCAACGUAACGACCAUGGUGUUCACCGGCUCCACUGUCGGCGGCGGCUCCGCGGUGAACUGGUCGGCCUGCAUCCGCACGCCGGGGGAGGUCUUGCAGGAGUGGUCCCGCGACCACGGGCUCCCGUUGUUCGCGGGCCAGGACUACCAGCAGGCCAUGAACUCGGUGUGUGACCGGCUCGGCGUCACCGACGAGUGCCUGAAGGAAGGGUUCCAGAACAAGGUGCUGCGCCGAGGGUGCGAGGCGCUAGGGCUGCCUGUCGACGCCGUGCCACGUAACUCGUCGGCGGUACACUACUGCGGGAGCUGCAACUUCGGCUGCCCCACCGGCGACAAGCGCGGCACCGACACGACGUGGCUCGUCGACGCCGUCUUGCACGGCGCGGUGAUCCUGACCGGGUGCAAGGCCGAGCGCUUCAUCCUCCAGAGCAACAGCGGCAAGAACGGCCGGAGCAAGAAAUGCGUCGGCCUGUUGGCGACGUGCAUGAGCAACGGCAUCACCAAGAAGCUGCGCAUCGAGGCGAAGGUGUCCAUCUCGGCUUGCGGGGCACUCAUGACGCCUCCGCUGCUGCGCAACAGCGGGCUGAAGAACCGGCACAUCGGCCGGAACCUGCACCUCCACCCGGUGUCCAUGGCGUGGGGCUACUUCCCGGAGAACAAGCAGGCGGUGCCCAUCACCGGCAAGUCCUACGAGGGCGGCAUCAUCACGAGCAUGCACCGCGUCACACCGCGCACCAUCAUCGAGACGCCGGCGCUAGGGCCGGGGGCCUUCGCCGCCAUGGUGCCGUGGGAGUCGGGCCGCGACAUGAAGGAGCGCAUGAGCCGGUACGCGCGCACGGCGCACGCGUUCGCCCUCGUCCGCGACCGCGGCUCGGGGUUCGUAGACUGCGAGGGCCGCCUUCGCUUCACCCCCAGCCGCGACGACGCCCGCGAGCUCCGCAACGGCCUGCGCCACGUGCUGCGCAUCCUGGUGGCCGCCGGUGCGGCGGAGGUGGGCACGCACCGCAGCGACGGGCUCCGGCUGCGGUGCAAGGGCGUGCGCGACGAGGACCUGGAGGCGUUCCUGGACGAGGUGACCAUCGAGAAGGGGCCCAUGCACUCGACGGCGGACAAAUGGGCGGUCUUCUCCUCGGCCCAUCAGAUGGGCAGCUGCCGCAUGGGCUCCAGCCCCAAGGACAGCGCCGUCGACGGCAGCGGCGAGAGCUGGGAGGCCGAGGGCCUGUACGUCUGCGACGGCAGCCUCCUCCCCACCGCGGUCGGCGUCAACCCAAUGAUCACCAUUCAGUCCGUCGCCUACUGCCUCUCCAAGGGCAUCGCCGAGUCCAUGACCAACGGCCAGAAGCACUACUAGAGUACUAUAUGUACUAGCCGAUCGAGUCAGGGGUCGCCAACUCGUGGCGUCAGUUGCUCAGGUGCACUUGUCUGGCAUAAAGGCACUGUAUAUAUAGGAUUCGUUAUUAAGAAAAUGUUAAAUACUCGGUUAUGUUUGUUACUUCUUGGGUCCAUAAAUAUAGCUCGAUUAUAUUUUUUUUAAA